This is a messenger RNA of Chrysemys picta bellii (western painted turtle), 721 nucleotides long. Lineage: Eukaryota; Metazoa; Chordata; Testudines; Emydidae. The record is from RefSeq and is a predicted model, not a curated record.
CCCCUCCCCUUCUGCCCGCCUAGGGAAACCCGACUGGCCGAGGCCCUAGAAACUGUGUGUGAGCGAUUCCUGCAUUACAGCGUCCACGCCGAGCGCCCGGGCAGCCUGCGGUAUGCCAAGGGUCAGAGCCAGACCAUGAACACCCUGAAGAACUUGGUGAACAAGGGGGUGAAGGUGGAUCUGGGGAUCCCCCUGGAGCUCUGGGACGAGCCGUCGGUGGAGGUGACGCAGCUGAAGCAGCAGUGCGAGACGAUGCUGGAGCAAUUCGAGGCCGUGCUGGAGGACUGGUACUUCCACCACCAGGAGACAGCGCUGGCAGCCUUCCUGUGCGAAGGGCACGUGCUGGCACCUGGAGAGAAAGGGUGUCUGAGCGAGCUCUGGACAGGGAGGAAGGGUGACAAGGGAGCCCAGGAAGAGGAGGAGGAGGAGGAAGAGACUAUGAAACAACCCAGCCCCCCCAUGAGGCAUGCAGCUCAUGACCCUGGGGAGCUCUGAGCGGGAGGGGCUUGGUACAUUGAGGGGAGGGACUUUGACACCCCUUUUCCACCCUGCUGGGGAUGGGGGGUGGGGGUGGAUCUUCCUUUUUGGUGCCUUAUGCACAGCGGCCUGGGGGGGUUGCAUGGAAUUCCCCCCCCCGCUGCCAUGUUGUCGUUCUGUCUGUCCAUCUCUGGUUUUUAUAUAGAAAUGCCGGGUUUAUACAGAAAUCACCUGCCACCGUGAA